Molecule: messenger RNA, 1480 nt
Organism: Capsicum annuum
Lineage: Eukaryota; Viridiplantae; Streptophyta; Magnoliopsida; Solanales; Solanaceae
Exons: 1
Coding region: 100-882 (260 amino acids)
Biological process (GO): protein ubiquitination
Cellular component (GO): cytoplasm
Molecular function (GO): ubiquitin protein ligase activity
Source: RefSeq, a predicted model, not a curated record
UUCACAUAUCUUUUUCAUCUAAUAAGCACCGCUCACUCUACUUUCCUUUCCCCAUAAAUUCACCAAGUCUAGCUCUUCUCUAUCUAUUUGCAACACCAUAUGGAGGGUGGAUACUUGAGUUAUAUGAUGACUAGGAAUCCUUAUUGCUGGACAAUCGAGCAUCAAAAGGAUCUCCUCGAGAAUGAAGAUCAAAAUUUGCCAGAGGACAAUUUUUUUGUUCUAUGUCGAAUUCGAAAAUUGUACCUUCAUUACUAUGUCAUGGAGGAUGGUAAUUGGAGAUUCUAUAAUUGUACACAUUUUGAUUAUCAUGCUGGAAGAAGGUUUUAUUUUGGCAUCGAAGAACAUGACACAUGGUCCAAGAUAUUAGAUCAAAUUAUUCAAUGUUUACAUGUUCCUCUCAUGUAUCGAGUAGAUAUGGCACAAGACAUUGAAGAUAAGUUGUUGCUGAUCCUUCAAGAAAAUGAAAGAUCAAGGAGAAUCCCAAUUAUCAUCGACAUAAUCCAUCGUAUUCCUCAAAUAAUUUCAAAUCCUUGUCAAGAUUAUCAUGAGGAAGCUAAUAAGGAUGAGGUUGGGUUGAUAGAGCUGGAAAUUGCGAUGAAUUUUUUGGCCUUGGAAGAGACACGUGUGUUUGUUCCUACAAUUCCAGCAUCGAGGGAUGCUGUUGAAGCACUUGAGAAGGGGAAAGUUGAGACAAUGAAUGGUGAAGAGAAUUUUUGUGAAACUUGUAUGAUAUGUUUAGAUAAUUUGUUUACAGAGGGAGUUGUUGAACUUGCUAGCAUGCCAUGCAGGCAUCUUUUUCAUGGAGAUUGUAUUGUUCAAUGGCUUGACAAAAAUCAUGUUUGUCCCUUGUGUCGUUCUAAGAUGCCUGUUGACAAAAAAUAAGGCUUUGAUGUUUAUGGACAAACCUCAUCUUCUGUACUACUAUUAGAUUUUUUAAUUUUGAUGUUUAGUUGUUAUUUUUUGUUUGAAAAAGUUAUUUUGCAUGGUAGGGGUUAGAUAGAUUUCUACCAAUUUGUUGAAUAUUAAAAAGUUGUGUAAGGUCUUAUCUCUAAUUUUCUUUUAUUGAAUAAUUAAGUUUGUUUUUAAAUUAGUGUGUCGAUGGGGCUGAACAUUCAAAUAGAUAGAGGUCUAGAAUAAUAUGUUGUCAGUGUGAAAUAUGGGUAUAGUAAUGAAGUUUGACCGAAAUGAACGAUUCAAUUCCUCAAGAAGAAAGGAGAGAAUGUAUUUGGCCAACGUAUGUUGGAAUUCAUCUACGAGCUAUAGUCACUAUCAUAUGACGCAACAUGAAGUGAAAUCUAAUAUGCUAAUUAACGCCUUAUUGCAAAUUACACUGGACACAGGCGACACCAAGGACAACGUCAAUGCCCCAACAGUCCCCAGAUGAAACCUCUGGUUUUCGGGCCUGACAACCGUUAGCUGCCUGUUUCCAGCAGCUGCUACUCACACUCACGGUUCCGGUGAUGGUCUCAGGGCUCGAGGG